Messenger RNA from Meloidogyne enterolobii, 606 nucleotides. The record is from the annotation of a GenBank genome assembly. NCBI's taxonomy places the organism in Eukaryota, Metazoa, Nematoda, Chromadorea, Rhabditida, Meloidogynidae.
AUGUUUGAUUAUUACCUUAAACAAACAAAAAAAUUUAUUGCUAGAAAAUUCCCAUUUUAUUUGAAAAUAUUUUUAAAUUUACGUGCCGUGUUGUUGACGAUAGCAAUUUUGGUUCUCGUACUAUUCUUCUUGUUGCGUUAUUAUGAAGAUUCGACCAACAGGGAGUUUACUGUGCAUGUUCCUGUUCAAGUUGAUGAUGAAAAUCAAAACGUAGUUGUUCAAGAAGUUAUUUGCCCGAAGGGCGUUGAAGAAAAUUGUUUUAAAAUUGAGGAUGUCCGACUUGAAGGAUGGAAUGGCCAAGAGUUAUUAGUGGUGGAUAAAGUUGAAGAUGUUGUGCUUACUAUUGCCAAACUAAUCCCAAAAUCAGGAGAAAAGUUCUCGUCAAAGAAUUCGGCUGGUUGGCCUGUUAUGAAGAAGAGAUUAAUUCUUGCUUAUGCAAAGGCAAUUGCUGGUCAAUUACUGGCAACUGGAUGCCUUGAAGCAAGUAAAGAAAAACCGAGAAUAUUAAUGCUGGGAUUGGGUGGCGGUACUGUUCCCAACUUUUUUGACGAAAUUGAAGGAAAUCGCGAAUUCAUCUCUCUAGAUUUAGAGCCAGCAAUGGAGUGA